AUGGUGUCGAUAAUAUCAUUGGUUGCAAGCUUGCAACCAUGGGUUCAUGCUAAACCAGAAGUACCUUGUUUCUUCAUCUUCGGAGACUCAUUAGCUGAUAAUGGCAAUAAUAAUGUUGGAAGUUUAGCAAAAUCCAAUUACCAACCAUAUGGCAUUGAUUUCCCUGAAGGACCUACUGGAAGAUUUUGCAACGGUCGAACUAUAUCAGAUAUCAUCGCUGAACAUUUAGGUUUUGAUGAUUUCAUUCCAUCAUUUGCACGUGCACUAGAUCGGGACAUCCUCAUGGGUGUAAAUUAUGCUUCUGGCGGAGCUGGUAUUCGCAAUGAAACUGGAAGGAAAUUGGGUUUUCGGGUCAGCAUGUAUAAGCAACUACUAAAUCAUCAAAUCGUAAUAUCACGCAUUGCCAUGCUACUAGGAAGCAAAGAAGCAGCUACAAAUCACCUAAGCAAGUGCAUAUAUUCAGUUGGAAUGGGCAAUAAUGAUUACAUUAACAAUUACUUUCAACCACAAUAUUACCCAACAAGUAGCCAAUAUACCGGAGAACAGUACGCCACAGUCCUAGUUCAACAAUACUCUAAACAAUUAAAGACUUUGUAUGAAUACGGAGCAAAUAAAAUAGCCAUCUUCGGACUUGGUCAAAUAGGUUGCACUCCAGCUGAAAUAGCUGUAUAUGGCACAAAUGGAUUUGCAUGUGUGGACAAGAUUAACAGUGCUGUUGAAAUUUUCAAUGUCAAGCUGAAGUCACUUGUUGAUGAUCUCAACAAAGAAUUGGCUGGUGUGAAAUUUAUCUAUAUAAAUAUUACUUCAAUUACAUCAGGGAAGGCAUUUCCUGGCCUUACGGUUCUAAAUGUUCCAUGUUGCAACGUAUCAUCAAUUACGCGACUAUGUGUUUCCAAUAAAGCUCCAUGUAGCAAUAGAAGCACGUACGCAUUUUGGGAUGCGUAUCAUCCAACAGAGAUUGUAAAUGUGUUUGUGGCUGGAAGAGCAUACAAUGCUCAAACUGCAUUUGAUGCUUCUCCAAUUGAUAUUCGUAGUUUGGCUCAGCUCUAA
This is a messenger RNA of Camellia sinensis, 1050 nucleotides long. NCBI's taxonomy places the organism in Eukaryota, Viridiplantae, Streptophyta, Magnoliopsida, Ericales, Theaceae. The record is from RefSeq and is a predicted model, not a curated record.